This is a messenger RNA of Pipra filicauda (Wire-tailed manakin), 4559 nucleotides long. RefSeq names its product transmembrane O-mannosyltransferase targeting cadherins 3 (gene TMTC3). The coding region runs from base 435 to 3182 and encodes 915 amino acids. Gene Ontology annotation, molecular function: protein binding; mannosyltransferase activity. The record is from RefSeq and is a predicted model, not a curated record. Gene Ontology annotation, biological process: protein O-linked glycosylation via mannose. The transcript is spliced from 15 exons. Gene Ontology annotation, cellular component: endoplasmic reticulum. NCBI's taxonomy places the organism in Eukaryota, Metazoa, Chordata, Aves, Passeriformes, Pipridae.
UCUCCCCGCUGGCCGUGCCUGCCGGGCCGCAGCGGUGCGCCCUCCGGGCCUGCGGGGCUGCGGUGCGGCUUCGGCCCCUUGAGCAUAGCACGGGCCCGCCCCGGCUCGGCCCUUCCACCGCUCAACCCGGCCUGGCGUUGUGUGCCUCGACCCAGGGUUGCGGGCGGCAUGCUCAUUCCUGCUCGGCCGCUGGAGGCCUGCGGGACUGCGCGGGUGCCUUGUGUGUAAGUGUGGAAUAGCGGGGGCCCAGGAAGUGUUUAUUCUGCGGAGUGAAGUAGUGCACCAGACAGACAGGACUCUCAUGAACAGUCAGUGACACCAGAACAAUUGGCAGAGUGGUGGGAAAAAAUGACCUUUUCAUGAACUUCUGUGAAGAAUGCAAAUGAGCAAGGUUUGAGCUUCGAUGCUUUUGUCCAUGAAAACUCUUAGAGAAGAUGGCUGAUGUAAGCCUGAAGGAAGCAGCACUGAUAGUUGGUGUGGUGGCAGCCUGCUACUGGAACAGUCUCUUUUGUGGCUUUGUUUUUGAUGAUGUCUCAGCAAUUUUGGACAAUAAAGAUUUGCAUCCUUCUACUCCAUUAAAAAAUCUUUUUCAAAAUGACUUCUGGGGCACUCCCAUGUCUGAGGAGAGGAGUCACAAAUCUUACCGUCCCCUUACAGUUCUUACGUUUCGCUUAAACUACUUGUUCAGCGAAUUAAAUGCAGUUUCGUACCACUUUCUAAAUCUGGUCUUUCAUGUGGUGGUUUGCAUAGUCUUCCUCAAGGUCUGUAAGCUCUUUCUGGACAACAGGAGCAGCAUAGUUGCAUCCUUGCUCUUUGCAGUGCACCCAAUACAUACGGAAGCGGUAACUGGAGUUGUGGGCAGAGCAGAGCUUUUAUCAUCUAUUUUUUUCCUAGCUGCUUUUUUGUCAUAUACAAAAUCUAAAGGGCCGGAUAAUACCAUAGUGUGGACUCCAAUUGCAGUGACUGUGUUUCUAGUAGCUGUUGCAACACUGUGUAAAGAACAAGGAAUAACAGUGGUUGGAAUAUGCUGUGUGUAUGAAGUAUUUAUUGCUCAAGGGUACACCUUGCCAACGCUGUUGGAUACAGCUGUACAGAUUCUUCGAGGGAAGGGCAGUAUUCCUUUCUCUAUGCUCCAAACACUGUUGAAGCUCAUAGUCCUAAUGUUCAGUACACUGCUGCUUGUAGUUGUCAGAGUCCAGGUUAUCCAGUCUCAACUUCCAGUGUUUACAAGGUUUGAUAACCCAGCUGCUGUUAGUCCAUCCCCAGCAAGACAGCUGACUUUCAACUACCUCCUCCCUGUAAAUGCUUGGCUUCUUCUCAACCCCUCAGAACUAUGCUGUGACUGGACAAUGGGAACUAUUCCUCUUGUGGAGUCUUUGUUAGAUGUUAGAAAUGUCGCCACCCUGACCUUCUUUUGCUUUCUGGGAGCUUUGAUUGUCUUCAGUCUCCGAUAUCCUGAUAAUUCCUCCAAGACAGUAUUGAUGGCACUCUGCUUAAUAGUGCUACCAUUCAUUCCUGCAUCAAACCUGUUUUUUCCUGUUGGAUUCGUAGUAGCAGAACGAGUGUUGUAUGUUCCUAGCAUGGGAUUCUGCAUUUUAGUAGCACAUGGAUGGAGGAAAUUAUCAAAUAAAAGCGUGCUAAGAAAAAUUUCUUGGGUUUGUUUGGCUGCGGUACUAUUCACUCAUGCCUUAAAAACACUGCACAGGAACUGGGAUUGGGAGUCGGAGUACACCUUAUUUAUGUCAGCUUUAAAGGUAAAUAAGAAUAAUGCAAAACUAUGGAACAAUGUGGGGCAUGCAUUAGAAAAUGAAAAGAACUUUGAAAGAGCUUUGCAGUUUUUCAUACAGGCCACACAAGUGCAACCAGAUGAUAUUGGUGCCCACAUGAAUGUAGGAAGAACUUACAAGAACCUAAACAAAACUAAAGAAGCUGAAGAAUCAUAUAUGAUUGCUAAAUCAUUGAUGCCACAGAUUAUUCCAGGUAAAAAGUAUGCAGCAAGAGUUGCUCCUAACCAUCUGAAUGUUUAUAUCAAUCUUGCAAACUUAAUUCGAGCAAACGAAUCUCGCCUUGAAGAAGCAGAUCAGUUGUAUCGACAGGCAAUUAGUAUGAGGCCGGAUUUCAAGCAGGCUUACAUCAGCAGGGGAGAAUUACUUUUAAAAAUGAACAAACCUCUGAAAGCUAAGGAAGCUUACCUUAGAGCUCUAGAACUAGACAGAACCAAUGCAGACCUGUGGUACAACUUGGCAAUUGUUUACAUUGAACUGAAAGAUCCAGCAGAAGCUCUGAAGAAUUUCAACCGAGCACUAGAACUCAACCCAACGCAUAAACUGGCGUUAUUCAACUCAGCACUGCUAAUGCAGGAAUCUGGUGAUGCUCGGCUUAGACCUGAAGCUAAACAAAGACUGUUACAUUAUGUGAAAGAAGAACCCCAGGAUGCAAAUGGAUACUUCAAUUUGGGUAUGCUGGCAAUGGAUGAUAAAAAAGAUAUGGAAGCAGAGGCAUGGAUGAAGAAAGCCAUAAGGUUACAGCCAAACUUCCGAAGUGCUCUGUUCAAUUUGGCACUGCUUUAUUCUCAGACAGCAAAAGAAUUGAUGGCUUUGCCCGUCUUGGAAGACCUACUGAGAUACUACCCUGAUCAUACCAAAGGUCUGAUUUUGAAAGGAGAUAUCCUUAUGAACCAAAAGAAGGAUAUUGUUGGAGCAAAAAUGUGUUUUGAAAAAAUUUUGGAAUUGGAUCCCAACAAUGUACAAGGAAAGCAUAAUCUUUGUGUGGUUUAUUUUGAAGAACGAGACUUAAUAAAAGCAGAAAAAUGUCUGGUUGAAACACUAGCACUGGCACCUCAUGAAGAAUAUAUUCAGCGUCAUCUAAACAUAGUUAGAAGUAAAAUUGCGUCGCUCAGUGCUAUGGAACAGUCAUCACUUCCAUCAGAGGGAACUGCAGCUGCAGAAGAAAAAAAAAAAUCAUUUCAGAAUUUGAAAGAAGUAAAAAAUGAGAAGACAACCACCCAAUCAGCAGUUGAUAAAAAUAAGGAACACUCAAAAAAUAAGAAACUGACAGAGAAAAACAGUGUGGACAAAGAGACUCCCAAAAAAUCUACGAAAGAAAUCAAAGACAUUGAGAAAAAGAGAGUUGCUGCUUUGAAAAGACUUGAAGAGAUUGAACGUAUAUUAAAUGGUGAAUAGACUUUAUCAUGUCACAAAAGAAUAAGGGGAGAAUACUAUUUUUAAUUAUUGUUUAAUUUGUAAGCCAAUUGGAAAGUGUUCUCAGUGCUUUGAAAAUAGAAAUAAUGUUGACUACAUAUCAGUUAUCAAGCAGCAAAAGACAUUACAAUGUUCUAUAUGAGAAAACUGCAACUUUUAAAUAUGAUGGAGGGAUGGGUGGGAAUCAAAGGAUAAAAGGUUGAGAAUAAUCUUCAAUGCAGAACCCUAAAAGUGAGGAAAUAGCACUCAUAAAAAUCAUUGGUAGUCAGGGAUAUUAAGUAAUGCUACUUUCAAAGAAUCAGUGGAAGAGCUUGAAUGGAGAAUUACCAGGAUAAGCCAGACACUGCUUCUUUCCCCUAUACAGAUCUCUUUGUACUAACAUUAUCUACAUUUCGGUUUACACAUCAUCAGUUAAAAUUUUUCUAGACCUCUGUUACACAAGAAAAACUGUUUUUCUUUGCGUUAUUUGUUUCCGGAACUUAACAAAAAGUCAUCAAAAUGCCACUGACUGUAGUAUAGGAAGAUGCAACAACACACUAAAACUUUCAGUUGCAUUCUGAAUAUGGAAUGAUAUAAUAACUUUUUAGAUGUUCUUUACUUACAAUGCUAAUGGUUUUUAAUCUUUUACCUGACAAGAAAUCUUAUGGUGCUCUUAACAUCUUUAGACUAAGCUUUUUCUUUUAAAAGAAAUGUGUUUUUUUUCUUCAACUGUCAAUCAUGUAAAAUUAUACUAAAAAGGAUGGGUUUGUCACUUUUUCCCCAGUUCAUUGAAUUCUGAUAAAUGCACUUUGGUACAGUAACCAGUAUGCUAUGCAGUACUCCUUGUUGACUUUGUAUCAAUGGCUGCGGAUUGACUCCUUAGUGUAGUAAAUUCUUCCUUGUUUUAUCUGGUUUUACUAUUUCUGCCAUUGGAACAGAAUUUCUAUUCUCAUGACUUUUUACAACACUAAUAUAAGCAAUGAUUGCUGAAGGAAGUGUGAUAAUAAUUAAGCCAACUGAACUUAGCAAUGUUUAACACAAGGCAAUGUAGGUAGUGUCCUUUCAAAUACUGAGUUUUGUUGUUUUGAUACUUUGUCUUGGGUGUGUGGUUUUUAUUAAAUAUUUAUUUUGACUACUAAAAUAUUUCCAUUUACACUUUUUCACUAAUGCAUCAUUUUAAUUUCUUAUAUGAAAUGAAUAUCUUUGCAGUUUCAGUGUUGCUUUUAUUCUUUUGCAAUGCAUAUAUUUUUUUUUCAAAUAUACUACCGAUUACCUAAACCCAAUGUUUUCCUUAAUUCUGAGAAAGAAAAAAAAGAAAAGAAGUGUAAGAGCUGGGUUCAUUAGUAGUUUCAUUAAUCAUUAAAUCUAACUUACUCUUUA